AUCAUCAUCAGCAUCAUCAUCAUCAGUAUCAUCAUCGCCACCACCACCGCCACCGUGAAGAUUUCACGAUGGCUCCGCUCGCCGUAGGCGCUCUGGCGGCAGGAGGCGUCACCUUGAUGCUGCCUCCCGUGCCUCCACUCGUCCAGUACCGCGACCAUCUCCUGCUGGUCCCACCUCAAGAUGUCCAACACCACCACCAACACCACCACCAGCAGCAACAACAACAACAUCAUCAUCACCAUCAGAAGCAGAAGAAAAGCCAUCACAACAACAACAACAACCGCCACCAGCAGCAGCAUCACCACCAUCAUCACCAUCAUCAGCACAACAACAACAACAACAGGAGGAGGUUCGAGGAGGACAAAGUGGAGCAGGGAGCUGGUGUCUCUUCUCUGGGCGCCCUGCUGGGCCUCAGCGACGUGUCGCACUUGCAGGGCGGCGUGAUCAGGAGGCGGCAGCUCUACUGCCGCACGGGACAUCACCUCGAGAUCCUCGCCAACGGAACCAUACGUGGGACUCGCAGGGACCACAGCAGAUUCGGCAUACUGGAGUUCUUCAGCAUCGCCGUGGGCCUGGUGAGCAUCCGUGGGGUGGACACCGGCAGAUUCCUGGCCAUGAACGACAGAGGGGAGCUCUAUGGAGCGACGCAGCUGAGUGCGGAGUGCGUCUUCAAGGAAGAGUUCGAGGAGAACUGGUACAACACUUACUCCUCCAGCCUCCACCGACAGCGGCCGAGUGGGAGGCGCCUCUACCUGGCGCUCAACCGAGACGGCAGCGCGCGCGACGCCACGCGGACGCGACGCACGCAGCGCUUCGCGCACUUCCUGCCCAGACACGUGGCGCAGCAGCCUCAGCAGCGGCAGCGG
Petromyzon marinus (sea lamprey) is the source of this 866-nucleotide messenger RNA. RefSeq lists its product as uncharacterized. Lineage: Eukaryota; Metazoa; Chordata; Hyperoartia; Petromyzontiformes; Petromyzontidae. The record is from RefSeq and is a predicted model, not a curated record. Gene Ontology annotation, molecular function: growth factor activity.